ACUAAACCCACAGACACUCACUCACUCUGCCGCCACCACACUGUCGGCUACGCCCCCAAGUCCCACUCUUUCUUCCAACAUCUUCGGCGUGCCACCCAUUUUUCUUCCUCCUACAAUGCAGCUCCACCACCGUGCCUCCACCGCGGCAAAAAGCCUAGCCUGCUUCAGCUUCGCCUUGAAACUCGUGCUGUUGUACGCGGCCGAGGGACAGUCUCAGCACCAGCACCGCGGUCCCGACCUACAUUGGUACUCCGGAACCGCCACCUGGUACGGCGACCCCGAAGGAGACGGCAGCACCGGUGGGGCAUGUGGGUAUGGUUCGAUGGUGGAUGUGAAGCCAUUUAGGGCGCGAGUGGGAGCAGUGGGGCCCUUGCUGUUCAUGAAUGGUGAAGGGUGUGGUGCCUGCUACAAGGUCAGGUGUUUGGACAAGAGCAUAUGUUCGAGACGAGCAGUGACAGUCAUAAUCACCGACGAGUGCCCGGGUUGCCCCUCCGACCAAACACACUUCGAUCUCAGUGGUGCUGCCUUUGGUCGCAUGGCCAUUGCUGGCGAGAACGGUCCUCUCAGAGACCGUGGUCAAAUCCCUGUCAUUUACCGAAGAACACCGUGUAAAUAUCCAGGAAGAAAAAUUGCUUUUCAUGUUAACGAAGGCUCAACGCCAUUUUGGCUAUCACUUCUGGUUGAGUUUGAGGAUGCAGAGGGAGAUAUUGGCUCCAUGCAUAUACGAGAAGCAGGAUCUACAGAAUGGCUGCAGAUGAAUCACCUCUGGGGUGCAAAUUGGUGCAUUAUUGGGGGACCUUUAAGGGGGCCAUUCUCAGUGAAAUUGAGCUCUUCCUCUGGUAGAAGCCUCUCUGCAAGAGAUGUUAUUCCAGGCAACUGGGUUUCAAAGGCAACUUACACUUCUCGUCUAAAUUUCUACCCUUAGUCACAAGCCUUUUGGUGCAACUAAUGAGUACAUUUGAACUAGUUAAAAGUUGGUGAUGUCCCAUAACUCAAAAGUAGUCUCCAUGAGCCUCCAACCCUCUUUUUCUUCCCUUUGUUUGCUAUAUAGACAUUAGUUUCUCUCCUUUUUUGAUAAGAAAAGUAGCCAUUUGGAGUGCACAAGGGCAUCCAAUGGUGCUUAUGCUUUCUUAUUUUUUUUUUCUUUGCAUAUUGAUUUUGUAUACCUACUUUUGUGGUGUGUUGUAACAGUUGGUAGUAAAUGUAUGUAAUGUGGCCAUCUCCAAAUUGGAGAGAGAGCGUGUAGUUUUGUAAUUCCUUAUGGGGUUUCAAUGUGUGUAGUGGUCCCAUUGUGUUUUAAUGGACAUUUAUUAUUGAAUGUUUUAACUUUGA
This is a messenger RNA of Vigna unguiculata (cowpea), 1332 nucleotides long. RefSeq names its product expansin B1 (gene EXPB1). The record is from RefSeq and is a predicted model, not a curated record. NCBI's taxonomy places the organism in Eukaryota, Viridiplantae, Streptophyta, Magnoliopsida, Fabales, Fabaceae. Gene Ontology annotation, biological process: sexual reproduction. Gene Ontology annotation, cellular component: plasmodesma; extracellular region.